Molecule: messenger RNA, 1014 nt
Organism: Gossypium raimondii (Peruvian cotton)
Lineage: Eukaryota; Viridiplantae; Streptophyta; Magnoliopsida; Malvales; Malvaceae
Product: putative disease resistance protein RGA3
Exons: 2
Coding region: 1-1014 (337 amino acids)
Source: RefSeq, a predicted model, not a curated record
AUGGCAAAUGGACUCCUUGAGCAUCCAAAGCAAAAUCAAGAGUGGGAGGAUGUUGGCAAACGAUAUUUGAAUGAAUUACUGUCAAGGUGCCUCAUCCAAAUGGAGCAGGAUUUUUGGUCGUAUUUUACCUUCAAAAUGCAUGAUCUGGUACAUGAUCUUGCAUUAGAUGUGUCUCAAAAAGAAUGUAAAACAGUGAAUUCCGAAGCAGAAACGGUUGAUGAAAAUGUUCGACAUUUAUUAUUAUGUGAUGGGAAGUUGGUUGGAGUUCCACGUGUUUUGGAGGAAAUGAAAAAUGUUCGAACAGUAAUCAUCCAGGAUGCUUCAGUGGAAUCAAAGACUACUUAUGAAUCACUUACAAAUCUGUCUCUCCAAUUUCAAGUAUCUACGAGCAUUAGGAUUAAGGAAGUCACCAUUGAUGGCUUUACCAAAUUCCAUUGGAGUAAACGUGAACUCCCGAGGUCUUUCGAUAAGCUUCGCAGAUUGCAAUCGUUAAAUUUGGGAGGUACUGGUUUGAAGCAGUUGCCUGACAGCGUGCAAAGGUUGAUUGAGCUUAGACAUCUAGUAAUAACCAUUAAAACUACGCAUUUGAAAGAAAUACGAGCAGGAUGUUGGACUUCUCUUCAAUACUUGGAAUUGAGGUGCUGUAUGGAAUUAGAAUGUUUACCUGAAGGAAUGCAGUAUCUGAAGUCACUUCGGACACUUGUCCUGAAGCACUGUGAUAGUCUUGUCUCAUUGCCACGGAGCCUGAAAUUCCUAAGCAAGUUAGAACACCUUGAAAUAGUUGGUUGCCUUCGAAUCAAUUUGAAAAUGGAACUAGAAGAGGAAGAAAAAGACCUUCAGUUGAGCCUUAAAACUCUCUCUCUCACUCUUCGUAUUACCUGCCUUAAGAGAUUUGCCACGAUUGCUUCUUCAAGGAUCUUCUUCCACUUUGCAGCAAUUACGAAUUCAGUUUUGUCAAAACUUGUCCGUUCUACCAGCAUGGCUACCGAAUCUCACUUCUCUUCAAAAACUUGA